GCGGCGCGCUGACCGCCGCCUCUCCUCCGCCCCCGGCCGCCGCCGCCCGGCGACGAGCACGGCCGUAGCUCCCCCCCUUUUCCACCCCCUUCCCCCCCCGCCGCCGCCCGCGCUCCCGCGCCGUCGGGCCCGGCGCGGCCGCCAGCCCCGGCCCGCCGCGGCGCGGCCUCCCCCGCCAUGUGAAGCGCAGGAAGAUGCGGAGGCGCAGCCCGGCCGCCCGCGGCGAGGGAUGAGCCUAGACGGGGAGAAGAUGACCGAGGAAGCCUACCCUGACGAUGACAGCUAUAUUGUGCGAGUCAAAGCUGUGGUUAUGACCCGAGAUGACUCCAGUGGGGGAUGGUUGCCGCAAGAAGGAGGCGGUCUCAGUAGAGUUGGCGUCUGCAAGGUCACGUACCCGGAGGGCAAUGGAAGAAGUGGAUUUCUAAUACAUGGUGAAAGGCAGAAAGACAAACUGGUGGUGCUGGAGUGCUUUGUGAAGAAAGACCUGGUGUACACAAAGGCGAACCCCACCUUCCACCACUGGAAAGUUGACAACAGAAAAUUCGGACUCACUUUCCAAAGUCCCGCUGACGCUCGAGCCUUUGACAGAGGAGUGAGGAAAGCCAUCGAGGACCUCAUUGAAGGGUCUACAACUUCCUCGUCAACACUUCACAACGAGGCUGAGGUCGGCGAUGAUGAUGUCUUCACUAAUGCUACAGAUAGCUCCUCUAACUCCUCUCAAAAAAGGGAACAGCCUGUACGAACUCUGGCUUCUCCUGCAUCCUGCGAACAUCGAAGAAUUUGCACUCGUGGACACCUUCACGACCAUUAUAGCUCUGACCACUACCAUCUAGAACAAUCAGUACCGCGAUCCUACCGGCACGUCAACUUUCCAGACGAUGAUGAGGAGAUAGUGCGCAUCAAUCCUCGGGAAAAGAUUUGGAUGACUGGAUACGAGGACUAUCGCCAUGCCCCAGCGCGAGGGAAGAACUUUGAUCCCGACGACAUGGACUCCUACGUACGUUUUGCCAAAAGCGAGGCCUCAAAACAUGAAUACACUUACCCUUACGUAGACAACUCGGACUUUGACCUGGGUGAAGAUAUCAAGGGUGCUGUGAUAAAGACUCAACCUGUCAAAUUCAAGCCCAGGCGGAAGGAAGAUGGGGAGAGGUCGCGGUGUGUGUACUGCAGGGACAUGUUCAACCACGAGGAGAACAAACGGGGUCAAUGCCAGGAUGCUCCAGACCGUGUCAAGACUUGCAUCCAUCGAGUGAGCUGUAUGUGGUGCGCAGACACUAUGCUCUAUCACUGUAUGUCCGAUCCAGAAGGAGACUAUAUAGAUCCUUGCUCGUGUGACACCAGUGAUGAAAUGUUUUGCCUCCGGUGGAUGGCCCUUAUCGCCUUGUCUUUCAUUGCUCCAUGUAUGUGCUGUUACUUGCCGCUUCGGGCUUGUUACCACUGUGGGGUCAUGUGCAGGUGCUGUGGUGGAAAACACAAAGCUGCUGGAUGACUACAGAUGCAUUCAAAGUGUUACGUUUCUCCUGUAGUUCAAGGAACACGUUGGUUUUGGAGCAUUGAGAUCACUCGUUUUGAUGCAGCCACCGUGCCCAACAGCAUCCAGAAACCACCAGUUUGGAUCACUUUACAUCCGAUCGUCUGGGGCUCACACUGCAUUGAUUGCUCAUCAAGUGUUCUAACUAACUAACCUACAGCAUAGACUUUUGUAUUAUUAAUCUGUAAGCAAAACAGACUGUCUUGUACAUGUUUAUAAUUUUUUUUGUUUCUUUUCAGUUAAAAUGAGUUUGAGGAAAGAACUGCUUUAAAUGGUGGUGGAUUGUAGAACAUCUCCAGGUUGUGUCCGUCUUGCCUCCGCUUGUGCGGUACCAUCAGCGUGUUUAGCAAGCUUUGGCAUUUCUAGAAACGGGGUGAUGUAGUGAAUUGAAAUCACACUUGGAAGGUAUUUUAACUUGCCAUCAAGUUAUUGUGUGUGUAUAGAAGGUGUGCUAGUAACAAACUUGUACCACGACACAGUAUUUCUGUCACUGGUUUUCUUUGGGUUUUCUGUUCUGUUUUCCAAAGCCAAAAUAGCCAUCUAAGCUGCAGUUUCUCUUCUAGAGUCCGUCGUCAUUUCCUUCAGCAAACAUCUGAAACUAUUUCUCUGUUCGUGAAGCUCUACGAACAGAAAGUAAGGCUCAGUUACCAUAGUCACAUAACCAUUGAGAAUCUGGUAGUUCUCCUUACCUGUAAUCAUUUCAGACCACUACUUGAAAGGGAAACUUAAAUGUUAGGGUUUUCUUUUUUUCCCUAAAUAACGUUGGAAAAAUAAAACUGUGUUUUCAGACUUCUGCCCAAAAGAAAGGGAACUUCUACAUUAACCAGCCAUGUAAUGAUCUGUGAAUAAAACACUAAGGUUCCAGAUGAGGAAAAUAGUUGUUUAUGCAAAGAAUUACUAACAAUGCAACGUCAAAAGCACUAUUAUGGCAAUUCUGGGGAAAUGCUGCAUUAAGUGGUGGAUUAUAUGGAAAAUAAUAUUUGUUUGCUUGUUUUCUGUAUAAUACAUGAGCAUGAGAACAUAGGCGUCCACGGUAAAAACUGCAUUUAGCAAUCUCAACAGGUAUUUCAAAUCAAAAGCCAGGAUGUUAACCACCACUUCAUUUUCCUGACCCGCAGUCCCAGUCCCCCAGAUGCUUACACAUGUCUCGAUGUAUUGCUCAUGCAGCCGGCGUUUCUGUGAGUCUACGUGUAGGAUUUAAGCGUGUGAGUCUUUGCAGGAGCCAGACCAAAGCAUCUCCCUGGCUUUCCCCUUCCCCAGUUCACCACCCAGAUUUAUCAAGUGGAUGCAUAAAGUGCAUACAGCAGGAUAAGAUUAAUUUGUUUUUGUUUUUUAACUUUUUUUGUUUUUAAAUGUCAUGUUGUCUUGUGUACAAGGCUUGUAAUUAGCUUGGAAAAAGAGUAUUUUUCUAAUAUAUUACAAGGAAUAGCCAAAUAAUUUUUAUUAAAAAAAAGAAUAAAAAAAAAGAUUUAGCGCAGUGAGCUCUAACUAGCAUAGUACAAUCUGAAUACCUUGAGGCAGCUAGGGAUUGGCUUGUCAAAGCUGGCACUGCUGUUCCUGCCAUACUUUCUUUCUGCAGUAAAUUGCCAGUGGGCGCAUGUCCUUUCCCUCCCUCUAUUGCACAUUGACAUCAGUCUUAAAAGAGAGGAAUUUUUUCUUUUUUUCCUUUUUUUUUUUCCUUUAAUUAAUUAAUUUGCCAAAUAAAUGUAAAAGGAACACUUGCCAUUCUUUCUUGGUGGAAUGUCCCAACGGUUCCUCUGAGAGUUAAUCACAGCUUUUGUUUUAGUCGACCGUGAAUUAAGUAUGCAAUGUGCUUAUACACUAUAGAGUUGGGGAGGCUUAAUUCGUAGCAGUUGCUGGGGAUUUUUUCAGUUGGGAAAAUAAAAAUGAAUGAUAGUGGAAAAGGGAUGGAGUGUUACACUCUGGGUGAUGUGUCUGGGUUUGCUGAAUGAAAUAUAAAUAUUUUGUGCCUAAUAGCAGUUGACAAAUCUCUCAAUGGUGUCUAGUAAACAUCAAGCCAGCCUCGGAAAAAAGAAAAAGAAUACAAUUAAUGGAACAACCUUUUCCUUUUAUUUCCGUUCUCAAAAGUUGUUUCAUGUAAACAAACAUCUGUAAGAUCUUCUCUCUACAAAGCACAACACUACAAAAAGAUCUUACAGCUUUUUGUCCGGUCUUGAAGUGCCCCUAUUUAUUUAAGUAGACAUACUCUAAGCCUUUCUGUAUGUCUGGAAAUAAAAGGUUUUUUUAGACAAAAAAAAAUCCCUCUUCUUUUUUUGUUUGCUUUUUCGUUUUUCUUUUUAAUCUCAUCCCCUCCUUCGUCCCUCUUCUCCUGGGUUUUUGUAACACUUGUAGAUUUUGCUGCGUGUGUUAUUUGGUUCGUGAAGGCAGUGGUGUAAGGGCACAAUGAUAGAAAUGGGUGUUUUUUUGUAAAUAUUUCUCCUUCCUUUCCACACUGCUGCUGAACAGUGUGUAGCGUUCUCCCAGUCAGCUUUGCAAUACUGACAUCAAUCAUUUGAGAGAAAUUAUUCAGAUUUUAUUUUUGUAUCUGUGGUAACAAAACAUUAACCAAUUUUUUUUCUCUCUCUCUUGUGGAAAGUUUUUGGGUUUUUGGGUUUUUUUUUUUGUUUUUUCCAAGCUAUCGCUCACGUUAACAAAUUAAAGUGCCUGAAGCCUCAUCAUUAUUGUAUCUAUAUACUAAAAGUUAAAACCCUGUUGUAUUGAUUUUUAUAAGCCUUUUUACCUCUGUGUAAAAAAAAAAUAUAUAUACAAGUGUAUGAUGUACAUUUUAGUUCUUAACUUCUUUUUUUAUUGUUUCUAAUAUGUAUGAUCAG
Molecule: messenger RNA, 4362 nt
Organism: Colius striatus (speckled mousebird)
Lineage: Eukaryota; Metazoa; Chordata; Aves; Coliiformes; Coliidae
Gene: SPRED2
Product: sprouty related EVH1 domain containing 2
Exons: 6
Coding region: 230-1489 (419 amino acids)
Biological process (GO): multicellular organism development; negative regulation of MAPK cascade
Cellular component (GO): membrane
Molecular function (GO): protein kinase binding
Source: RefSeq, a predicted model, not a curated record